AUGUCGCGACCGUCGUCGAUGGCCGAGUCCGAGGCGCAGGACGACGUCCGCCCGCAGCGACCCGAACGCGUGCGUCCGCGUCGUCUGGAGCCCGAUACGCUGUCGUAUCUAAAAGAGGUGACCGAGAUGUUGACGCAGUCUGGGGACGACUCGACGGUGGACGAUACGGAGCUUCUGCUUUGGAACGUGCUGGAGGAGCUGGCGCCGCGAGCAGCCAGUGCUGCGUCCGACCGUCACGCAAGUGAACUAGUGGAGGUCUUCGUGCCCAAGAUGAGCGACGCGCAGCUGCGGUUUCUACUGCACAAGAUGGCGGGCUACAUGAGCCACUUGUGGACCAACCGCUACUCUUCUCACGUGCUACAACACUUGCUGUCCCGUGUCAGUGCUGCUGUGGCGAAGGAGGUGGACGGUAUGGUGAACAAAGAGGACGAGGACAUGGACGAGGACGACCGGAUGAAAGACAUCCCGCUCUUGAGCGACGUUCUUGUUCACAUGGUGAAAGAGGUACAGAAUGAGUGGAUCACGCUCAUGAACGAUGUGAGUGCGAGUCACGUGCUGCGUUCGGUAUUGGCUGUGCUGGCUGGCAAACCGCUUGUGCCGGAGAAGCGAGGCAAGAAGGCGAAGCACCGUGUCAUUACAUUCACAGAAGCUCGACCUGGAAAGGAUGGGUCUGGAGACAGCACGUAUGACGUGCCAGAUACGUUUGAUGCGUUGUUCCAGGAGCUGCUGGCAACCUUGAUCGAGAGCUCGACACACGAGCUACAGAGUCUGCUGUACGAUCAGAACUCGGGCCCGCUCAUCGCUUCAGCGUUGAAAUUGGCACCUCCAAAGAGUCAGCGUAAACUCGCUGAGAAGAUUCUCGAGUGGGAGGACAAGGACGCGUGCGAGCGUAAUUUCUUCGACUUGGCGGCUGAUGCUGUGACGAGUCACUUGCUCGAAGCUGUGUUUGAAAGUGCCAGUGAUUCGUUUUUCAGAAAGUUGUUCAAGCGAUGUGUGCGUGGCAAAAUGGUGCAGCUGGGCGAACAUAACGUUGCCAACUACGUGGUUCAACAAGUUAUUAAGCUCGUGCGCACCGAGGCUUUGGCGACCGAAGUUCUGGAGGAAUUGCAGACUUCGUUUUGGACGUUGCUGACCAUGGGCAGGCCUGGCGUCAUUUGGCGCGUGAUGGAAAUGUGUGUGACGUUCAAACUGCGCCAACAGGAGGUAUUUGACGCGCUUGUGAGCGCAGUUGCAAAACAGGAGAGCAAGAAGCCCGAAGCUGUUCGCAAGAACUUUGUAGCGUCUCUGCUGAGCGUGCAGCUGUCAACAUCGGCUACGUCUGCGAAGGUCCAGGUGAACGUGAUGGGUGCUAAGAUUAUCGAGCAGCUGCAUCAAUUCGAGUCUGGAGACUAUUUGACUCCGUUGUACAAGGGCAUUCUUUCGUUUAACAGCAUGCAGCUCAUGGCUUUGGCCAAGGACUCGACUGGCAGCCGCUGCGUCAUCGAACCCUUAUGGGAAUCCAAGGAACCUAGUACAGCAUGGGUGCGGCAAGAACUGUAUGAGCGUUUUGUGGGCAAGUUCGGUACACUGGCAAUGGAUCGUCUGGGUGCUUUUUCGGUCAUGAAGUGCUACGAGGACCUGUCUCUGGACAAGAAAGAGGUAGUUGUGCGCGAGCUUUUGGCCGUGGAGACACAGCUCAGCGGGAGCCAUUUUUCGCAGCUUGUCAUGAACACUUGCCAUUUGUUCGAGUACAAGCAGAGCCGCGAAAAGUGGGAGGCGCUUUAUACGAAGCAGCAGAAGAUUGCUGCGAUGUUCAAAGAUUUCGUACAGGAGGACGAGACACUCGAAAGCUCCAGAGAGCAGAAGAAGGAGAAGAAGGGGAAGAAGCGCAAAGCUGCUCAACUUACCGGAACGGAAGCUGCACAGCGUACGGAGGAGAUUGCGAAGAGUGCGGACGUAGCUGUGAUUAUGGAUGCGCUGCGGAGCGGUGCUGCGGGCAAGGACAAAAAGACCAAGAAGAGCAAGAAGAGCAAGAAGCAGCGUAGUGAGGAACGGUAA
This is a messenger RNA of Hyaloperonospora brassicae, 2037 nucleotides long. Lineage: Eukaryota; Oomycota; Peronosporomycetes; Peronosporales; Peronosporaceae. The record is from the annotation of a GenBank genome assembly.